GGACGUUCUCGUUGCCGUCGUCGUCAUGGUUUGCUUAAGCUCCCUAUUAUUCGCCGAAGGCGAAGUGAACAUUGGUGGAUCUUUACCGAAGCUAAGUCGAGGUAAAUAUUCACUGAGCCUGAGGCGAAUAAUUGUUAAAAAUGUCUAAUGCAACUAAUCAACAUAUUUUCACGGAGUUUCUCUGUGAAAUUAUAGAGAAAUUAAGCGCUGAACCCGUGAUGAAUGCAAUUCUUUUCAUGUUAAUAUACAAAACUAAUGGUGGGGAAAUUUAAGCAAAUCUUUUCAAAUUAUGUAAAAACUGGAUAAGCAUCGAUCAGGCGUGGACGUAAAAACUUUUUGUCAAUGACGGUCAAACCAAAGGUGCUUUCCACGUAGACGUAGCUAGAGUAGACUAAAUUACUUGUUCAAUAAUUUCUAUGUUUGAUAUGCUGAUAAUAAAACGUGAAUGAAUUAAUGAUACGAAUUUGCAGUCUUCUUUUUUCGCCGCAUAAUUCAAAUUAAACUGAUGCUAUCAAGAAAAGUGACAGGUGCAGUGACGGCGACGCUUCGUUUUAAAAUUCCGCGAAGACCUGGGGCAUAUGUUUUGUUUUGUUUAUUUUCGGGGUGGGACAAGUUGAUUUUGGAGCACGAAUAAAGCUUCGGUUCUACACAUUUCGAAUUUAUUCCGCUGAAGGGCUGGAUUAACACAGUAAUGGCCCUUACGAUCUGUGUUAAGGGUUCGAACGAUAGCCGUAAAGUUCACAAGGAACUGGGAGACUGUCCCACCAGUCAGCGAAUUCUCAUGAUUUUGCGACUGAAGAAGGUUGUUCCUCCUUUCAAGGAAUACUUCGUCGAUCCAAAUAAAAAGGACACGAAGAAAUGGGAAGAGUUUGUAGGAAUGUCGCAGGGCCGAUUAAAACUGCCUGUUCUGCUACACGGAGAUUUAGAGCCGAUGGAAGAUUCGGACAGGAUCGAGAUGUACUUAGACGAAACCUUUGAGCCAAGCCUCAAGAGUAAAAACGAGAAAGCAAACAACGCUGGCCGCGAUCUGUAUUCAAAGUUCGCGUUGUUUAUGCGAAACAACAACCCUGAGAAAGACGAGAAACUCCGAGACGCGCUCAACAAGGAACUCACAAAAUUGAACGAGUUUUUAGAUUCCGUGGAAAGUCCCGGCAAAUAUCUGGACGGAGACGAGUUGAAGCUACCAGAUUGCAAUUUAUUGCCUAAACUAAUGCAUGUCAAGGUGGCCGGCGAACUGAAAGGAUUGGAAUUAAAAAAUUUCCAAUUCGUCGUGGAAUAUCUGGAGAAAGCGUCUCAACAGAACGCGUUCAAAGAUACAUUCACAGACAGCGUAAAGAAGGACAUCGAGGCGGGCUGGAGAAAGAAAAUGGGGAAUUCAGCGGCCGGUUGUAAUUCUCGGAAGUAAACCCACCGUCGUUGCAGACGUUUUGAUAGAGAUUUUUAGAGUAUAGUGUAGUAUCUCAAUUUUGUAGAAUAAAUUUCAAGGAAUUUUCGAAUUGAGGAUUUUCUGAAAUCGUAAGCGACGUUGGAGCUUUUUAAAGUGUUGGAACUUAACGAGUUUUGAAGCGAAACUUGAGGGGAUGGCGCUUCUAACGACAUUUCGCUAAAGAUCUGUCACGCUUGAAAUUAAAGGCAUUGUCUAAACGGAAGGCCAACAUUUGCAAAUUAGCAAGUAGCAGUUAUCAUUUCACUUUUGUGUUUUUCAUGUCGUUUUUUCGAAAUUCACAAGUUUUUGCAUCCGAAUAUCGCAACAAACAUUUCGAUCAUUUGCAAAGCUCGACAUAUUUUUCACCAACAGAACCGCAAAAAUCGUUCUCAUUUUCAAAGUUGAAAACAGUAAAUUAUUCAUUUGGAAAGCACACUUGUAUGGGGUCGAACGUGCGAAAACAAUACGCGAAUUAAUUCUUUCUUUCUUUCUUUUUUCUCUUUUUUUGGGGGGAGAAAAAAAAAUUAACUUUUACAAUUGAACAAUGUACUGCACAUCCUUGAAAAGACUGAAAGAAAUAAAGAAUUAAAGCAACUCAGACGUUUCAAUAUUGGAAAUAAAAUUAUGCAAAUAGAA
Molecule: messenger RNA, 2062 nt
Organism: Orbicella faveolata
Lineage: Eukaryota; Metazoa; Cnidaria; Anthozoa; Scleractinia; Merulinidae
Product: chloride intracellular channel protein 4-like
Biological process (GO): chloride transport
Cellular component (GO): membrane; cytoplasm
Molecular function (GO): chloride channel activity
Source: RefSeq, a predicted model, not a curated record